Molecule: messenger RNA, 783 nt
Organism: Cryptococcus wingfieldii CBS 7118
Lineage: Eukaryota; Fungi; Basidiomycota; Tremellomycetes; Tremellales; Cryptococcaceae
Product: ribosome biogenesis protein NSA2
Exons: 6
Coding region: 1-783 (260 amino acids)
Biological process (GO): maturation of 5.8S rRNA; maturation of LSU-rRNA
Cellular component (GO): preribosome, large subunit precursor; nucleolus
Source: RefSeq, a predicted model, not a curated record
AUGCCGCAGAACGAGUAUAUGGAAGAGCACCGUAAGCGACAUGGUCGUCGUAUGGAUCACGAGGAGCGCCAGCGUAAGAGGACUGCCCGUGAGGCACACAAGAACUCUCAGGAUGCUCAAAAGAUCUUUGGUCACCGAGCCAAGCUUCUCCACGCCCGCCGACAUUCCGAGAAGGUGCAGAUGAAGAAGACUUUGAAGGCGCACGACGAGAGGAAUGUAAAGCAAAAGGACGAUGGGGCUGUCAAGGAGGGCGCUUUGCCUGCAUUCUUGUUGGAUAGGGAUGGACAAAAGGACGCCAAAGCUCUUUCUUCAGCAGUCAAGGACCGCAGAAAGGACCGUGCCGCCAAGUACAGCGUGCCUCUUCCCAAGGUCAGGGGUAUUGCCGAAGAGGAGAUGUUCAAGGUCAUCAAGACUGGAAAGAGCAAGAGCAAGAGCUGGAAGAGAAUGGUCAACAAGGCUACUUUCGUUGGUGAGGGCUUUACGAGAAAGCCCGUAAAGCUGGAGAGGUUCAUCAGGCCCACUGGUCUUCGAAUGACCAAAGCCAACGUUACUCACCCCGAGCUCAAAACCACUUUCCAACUCCCCAUCCUUGGUGUCAAGAAGAACCCCCAAUCUCCUCUCUACACAUCGCUCGGUGUACUCACCAAGGGUACCAUCGUCGAGGUCAAUGUCAGUGAAUUGGGUAUGGUGACAACUGGUGGUAAGGUGGUCUGGUCAAAGUAUGCGCAGAUCACAAACAACCCCGAGAACGAUGGCUGCAUCAACUCAGUUCUCUUAGUGUAA